Messenger RNA from Notolabrus celidotus (New Zealand spotty), 1084 nucleotides. RefSeq lists its product as uncharacterized. Gene Ontology annotation, molecular function: ferric iron binding; ferrous iron binding. Gene Ontology annotation, cellular component: cytoplasm. The record is from RefSeq and is a predicted model, not a curated record. The coding region runs from base 146 to 670 and encodes 174 amino acids. Gene Ontology annotation, biological process: iron ion transport; intracellular iron ion homeostasis. NCBI's taxonomy places the organism in Eukaryota, Metazoa, Chordata, Actinopteri, Labriformes, Labridae. The transcript is spliced from 5 exons.
CUGGCUGAUGUGUGACUAAAGCUGAUAAAUAUCGGCUUCAUUGAGGCAGGCUAGUAAAGAAGAGCAGCAAGGUUAUAAGGUCACUUCAGAGGACAAGUGCACGAAAGUGUUGGUAGCAGAGUUAGCUGUCUGAAAGAGAGAAGAGAUGCAGUCUGUGAUCAAACAAAACCUCCAUUCGGAGACUGAAGGAGACAUCAACAAGCUCAUCAACCUGAAGCUCAAUGCAUCCUACACCUACCUUUCUCUGGGGAUGUAUUUUGACAGGGAUGAUGUGGCCCUUCCAAAUUUCUCCAGCUUUUUCUUGGAGCGCUCGGUGAAAGAGAGGGAACAAGCUGAGAAGCUGCUGGAAUAUCAAAACAUGAGAGGAGGAAGAAUUCUGCUUCAGAAUAUCGCUAAACCAAGUAGGGAGGAUUGGAGAGGUGGUCUGGAUGCUAUGACUUUUUCCCUGGACUACCAGAAGUCCUUGAAUACAUGUGUCCUCGAUGUGCACCGCAAAGCUGGCAGCCACACCGACCCUCAUCUCUGUGACUUCCUGGAACAGCACUUCCUCAUCGACAGCCAUGAGACCAUCAAAAAGCUGGGUGACUACAUUGGCAGUCUCACCCGUCUCACCUCAUCUGAGACUCAGGGUCCCAUGGGAGAAUACCUGUUUGAUAAACACACUCUGUAAAAAGGUCACAGCAGCGCAGUGACAUAAGCUCCACAUUUCAAAAGCUAGAUAGAAACAAGAGGGGAAGGUCCCUCUUUUUUACUCCGUUAAGAAAAAAGUUUACCACAAACUUCCUUCUUGUAGCUGUGGCACAAGAGAAGUUCUCAGCAAAGUAACAAGAAAUACCUCAAUUUAUCUUACAAACCAUACUAGAAAAAUUUUCUCACUGAUAUGGUACUUAAAACUACCAUUUUCAUAAGCUGUUUCAAUGGGUCAGUUCAUUUGGAAUCAUCUGUAUCACUUGUCAUACAUUCCAGUCUGUCAGGUAUUGAUAUGUAAAAACAUCUUUUUAAAAUCAAUGCAAUUUUGAAUCAAACAAAAUAAUUUAAAUAAAGGGAUUGUCAUUUAAAGACUAAAUAAAUCAAAUUAUGCAAA